AUGCCUAUCUCAACACAAAUAUCUGUGGAUGGACCGAGAACAUCAGUGUUGAAUGCGAAGGUGAACUAUGAGACGGCAGCGGAGACACUCAGUAUCAAAGAAUCGGAGGGAAGUGAAAGUGAUUCUGAUGAGGAGAGUGGAAUUUCGGAUGAGGAGCAGACAGUACCGUUUUUGAAGAGUGCGCUUCAAACUGUGUCUGCUCUCUCUUCCCGCCAAAUCUUAUCCAUUUCAAUGCUUAGUCUUGCCAACUUGUGCUCAACUAUUGCCUUCUCAUGUAUCGCACCAUUCUAUCCAGCAGAAGCCAAACUGAAAAAUCUCUCGGAAACUCAAACUGGAAUAGUUUUUGGAAUUUUUGAAUUUACCAUGUUCAUAAUUUCACCAAUUUUUGGGAAAUACAUUAUCUUAAUUGGAGCUAGGACAAUGUUCAUUGUAGGUAUCGCUGUUACUGGUUUCACUGCAAUCUUGUUCGGAUUCUUGAACUAUCUACCGUCGGGUCAAGUGUUUUUCUGGUUCAGUGUAUUGGUACGGAUAUUGGAAGCUGUCGGAGACGCUGCGUUUGUUACUUCUAGUUUUGCAAUUGCUGCCAAAAGUUUCCCGAAAAAUGUUGCAUUCGUUGUGGGAAUACUUGAAACAUUUGCUGGUCUAGGAUAUACAGCUGGUCCUGUAAUUGGAGGACUUUUAUAUGAUAUUGGUGGAUUCCAACUUCCAUUCCUGGUACUUGGUGUUGUAUUGUUAGUUGCUGCUGUCUUGGCUUUCUUUGUGAUCGAAAAUAGCAAAGAUGACGAAACUAAUGCAGAAGGCAAGGGAAUGUUGGAAAUUUUGAAACUCCCUCAAAUCUGGCUACCCAUUUUUUCCGUAAUAUCCUGCGCUAUUUCUUUAUCAUUUUUAGAUCCUACACUAUCGAACCAUCUAGAAUCAUUCAAAUUGACGCCAACAGAAAUCGGACUCAUGUUCUUGCUUUGCGGAGGGUUCUACACAGUAAUGUGCCCGGUAUUCGGUGCAAUUAUGGAUCGUCUUCACAAUGGUAGCACACUUCUGUUUUUUGGAUCAAUCGCUACACUUCUUUCUAUGUUCUUUAUCGGACCUACACCACUUCUUAGCGGAUAUGUUGAAAAAGAUUUAUGGGUCAUUGGUAUAUCUUUAGCUGUUCUAGGACUUGCUGCAAGUGCUUUAUACAUUCCAUGCUUCCAGAUGUGUCUUGAUGAAGUCAAAGACAAGGGAUUUGACGACAACUUCCAAACCUAUGGUUGUGUUUCCGGAAUUUUCCAAGCAGCAUUCGGAUUUGGCUCAUUCAUUGGUCCAACAUUCGGAAGUGUCGUUGUAGAAAGCGAUUACGCCAAGCAACAAGCCGAAAAACACAAAAGAAAAAUAAUUCUGCCAAACGUUAUCUCUUGGGAGUAUGGAACAAAUAAAUACGCAUCACAGAAGGGUCAAUCUGCUUUCGGCACUAUUCGUAACACUAAACUGAACAACGACUCGGAUGUCCAAUAUUGGAAGAAAAAUGACGUUGUCCACUAUGUGUAUGAGCAAGUUCCGAAUGAUGACAAAAAGGAUGCAAAAUCGCCAGAAGAACCAUCAGACAGCCGCCCCACAUCUUCUGCAUCUUCAGUUCCCCGAUUUGAGUCACAACAUAACACUGACGCUAGCGACGAGCAGUACAAGGCAUGGAUCGGAGGACAGACUACAACGUUCACGCCGGCUAAGUCCAACGAGUGA
This is a messenger RNA of Caenorhabditis remanei, 1716 nucleotides long. RefSeq lists its product as uncharacterized. Gene Ontology annotation, molecular function: transmembrane transporter activity. Bases 1 to 1716 code for a protein of 571 amino acids. NCBI's taxonomy places the organism in Eukaryota, Metazoa, Nematoda, Chromadorea, Rhabditida, Rhabditidae. The record is from RefSeq and is a predicted model, not a curated record. Gene Ontology annotation, biological process: transmembrane transport. The transcript has 14 exons.